Molecule: messenger RNA, 1524 nt
Organism: Melanaphis sacchari
Lineage: Eukaryota; Metazoa; Arthropoda; Insecta; Hemiptera; Aphididae
Product: radical S-adenosyl methionine domain-containing protein 2-like
Exons: 1
Coding region: 32-1066 (344 amino acids)
Biological process (GO): defense response to virus
Cellular component (GO): endoplasmic reticulum membrane; lipid droplet
Molecular function (GO): 4 iron, 4 sulfur cluster binding; catalytic activity
Source: RefSeq, a predicted model, not a curated record
CGAGGUGGCGACCACGCGACGAACCUACGAGAUGAUCGUCGUCGCGCCGAACCUGCGACUUUUUAACGCCGCGCUGCGGUACGUGUGGGACGCGGUCCGCCGGGCUUUCGCGGCCGCGGUCGCGGCGUUAACGGUCGCGACCGGAACUCCGGCCGCCGCCGCCACCGUCGCCGUGCCGCUAAGCGUAAACUAUCACUUCACGCGGCAGUGCAACUACAGCUGCGGCUUUUGCUUUCACACGGCCAAGACGUCGUUCGUGCUGCCGCUGGACGAGGCGAAGCGCGGGCUGACCAUGCUGGCGGAAGCCGGAAUGAAAAAGCUCAACUUUUCGGGCGGCGAGCCGUUCGUCCGGGACGGCGGCCGGUUCAUGGGCGAGCUCAUCCGGUUCUGCAAGACGGAACUCCGGUGGGCGGGCAUCAGCGUGUCGAUCGUGUCCAACGGCAGCCUGAUCCGGGAGGAGUGGAUGGUCCGGUACGGCGAGCACGUGGACAUGCUGGCCGUGUCGUGCGACUCGUUCGACGCCGACACGAACCGGACGAUCGGCCGGCGGCAGGGCGGCCGGACGGAUCACGUGGCGAAGCUGUACGAGGUGCGCGAGUGGUGCGGCCGGCACAAGAUCGCGUUCAAGGUCAACACGGUGGUCAACGCGUACAACGUGGACGAGUCGUUCGCCGAGCACAUUGGCCGGCUGCGGCCGGUCCGGUGGAAGGUGUUCCAGUGCCUGUUGCUGGAGGGCGAGAACGCGGGCGAGGGCGCGUUGCGCGACGCCGCCCGGUUCUACGUCACCGACGAGCAGUUCCGGGGGUUCUUGCGCCGGCACGACCACGUCCCGUCGCUGGUGCCGGAGAACAACGACGCGAUGCGGGACAGCUACCUGAUCCUGGACGAGUACAUGCGGUUCCUCAACUGCCGCAACGGCAGGAAGGAACCCUCGGCGUCCCUCCUGGACGUCGGCGUCCAGCACGCGCUCCUCGGUUCCGGUUUCGACGAAAAGGCUUUCCUGGACCGGGGCGGCGUUUACGUGUGGAGCAAACGGCAGCUGCCCGCAGCCGAGCUCGAGUGGUGACGCCGGCCAAAUAAUAUUAUGACGUGUUCUCUCCCAAAGUCGUAACGUCUUCUCUCGCCUCUGCACCUCUUUUGGCCGCGAUAUUUUCGUUUUUAAUGCAAUUAUACAUAAUAUUAUAUUAUUGUUAUGGCACGCGUGCCGGCUGCACGUCCUACGUUUGAUUUUAAAUAAUUAAUAGUGUGGUGUCAUUUUUCGUGUCACGAAUAACUCUUUUAACGGGUGGACAUGUCGGUGUAGUCUCGUUCGUCAAUAUUCGAGUGGCUUAUACAACGACUGAAUAAUAAAAUUUAGGACAAAGUCGCGUUUCAAAAAAAAAAAAAAAAAAAAAAAAAUUAGCUCUGCGUUUAUUCAAAUAACAAAUCUAAUAUUGCUUCUCGCCUCUGACGUGCUGGCCGGUGUUUAAAUCAAAAGGUAGAUGAUAUAGGUACUCGUUGCCCGUUGGACAUUUAUUAUCGCGU